UCUCUCUCUCUCGACAAAAAAGAGAGACCAUUUCAAGAAUUGGUGGGGAAAGAAUCAACCAGAGUGGAGGGGAGAGAGAAAUUUCAACACUUCACCAACCCAUCUUCCCCAACCACCAUGCUACCUUCUAAAAACCAACUCACUUUCAUGAACUCCUGGCCUGUUAUCCUCUCCCUCUCUCUCUAGCACAAAGAAGAGAGAAGUCAGCCUAUUUUUGAACUGAUACAGGAAAACAAAAGGAAGAUCAAGAUGGAGGGAGAGAAAGGAUGGGGUUCAAGACGGCAAGAGAGUCGCAAUGCGAGUAGGAGCAUGAGCAGAAGCCGUAGUAGGGCCAAUUGGAUCAUGGAAGAUGUGUUUGGUGGCGCAACAAGUUCCAGAAGGAGUAGUACUGCUACUGAAGACGAAGAAGCUUUAAGAUGGGCUGCUUUAGAGAAGUUACCAACGUACGAUCGGUUGCGAAAAACAGUCAUCAAAGACUUCAUAGAGAACGGUAACCAUGUGAAUAAUAAGGUUGUGCACAAGGAGGUUGAUGUGCGAAAGCUCGACAUGAAUGAUCGACAACAGUUCAUCGACAGGUUUUUCAAGGUUGCUGAGGAAGAUAAUGAGAAGUUCUUGACAAAGUUCAGAAGUCGAAUUGAUAAGGUUGGGAUCAGCCUUCCAACGGUGGAGGUUAGGUUUGAGCACUUAUCAGUGGAAGCUGAUUGCUACGUCGGUGACAGAGCUCUACCCACUCUACCAAAUGCUGCCAGAAAUAUGGUGGAGUCGGGUUUGGGUUGUGUUGGGAUCAAAUUGGCUCAAAGCACAAAACUCACAAUUCUUAAAGAUGCGUCUGGAAUUAUAAAACCAUCAAGGAUGACCCUUGUUUUGGGCCCACCGUCCUCUGGGAAAACAACUCUUCUGUUAGCUCUGGCGGGAAAGUUGGACCGUCGCUUGAAGACAAGAGGAGAAAUCACUUAUAAUGGUCAUCGUCUCGACGAAUUCGUGCCGCAGAAAACGUCGGCGUACAUUAGUCAGAAUGAUGUUCAUACCGGAGAAAUGACUGUAAAAGAAACCCUAGAUUUCUCGGCCAGGUGCCAAGGGGUUGGAUCUCGAUACGAACUCCUAACUGAGCUCGCGAGUAGGGAGAGAAGUGCCGGAAUUUUCCCUGAGUCCGAGGUCGAUCUUUUCAUGAAGGCAACGGCGGUGGAGGGAGCAGAGAGCAGUCUCAUUACGGACUACACUCUCAGGAUUUUAGGACUCGAUGUAUGCCGGGACACUAUUGUAGGGGAUGAAAUGCAACGAGGAAUAUCCGGAGGGCAAAAAAAGCGAGUAACAACAGGGGAGAUGAUUGUUGGGCCAACAAAAACGCUUUUUAUGGAUGAGAUAUCAACGGGCCUAGACAGCUCCACAACAUUUCAGAUCGUGAAGUGCUUGCAACAAAUCGUCCAUCUCACUGAGGCCACCAUUUUAAUGUCCCUACUCCAGCCUGCACCGGAGACAUUUGAUCUCUUCGACGAUAUUAUUCUGCUGUCAGAAGGCCAGAUUGUCUACCAAGGUCCACGUGAGCACGUCCUUGAGUUUUUUGAGACCUGUGGAUUUAAGUGUCCAGAGAGAAAGGGAACCGCCGAUUUCUUGCAAGAGGUUACUUCAAGGAAGGACCAAGAGCAAUACUGGGCAGACAGAAGCAGACCAUACAGAUACAUAUCAGUCAAUGAAUUUGCCAAGCUCUUCAAACGAUUUCAUGUAGGCUUGCGGCUGGAAAAUGAGCUCUCAGUCCCUUAUGACAAGGCCCGGAGCCAUAAAGCUGCUCUGGUCUUCAAAAAAUACUCAGUCUCAAAGAGAGAGCUUCUCAAAGCCAACUUUGACAAGGAAUGGAUGUUGAUUAAGAGAAAUUCUUUCGUCUAUGUUUUCAAGACCAUCCAAAUCAUCAUUGUGGCAAUAAUUGGUUCGACUGUGUUUAUAAGGAGUAGAAUGCAUACUAGGAAUGAAGAAGACGGAGCUCUCUAUAUUGGCGCACUUUUGUUCACCAUAGUCAUAAAUAUGUUCAAUGGGUUUGCUGAACUCUCACUUAUGAUACAGAGGCUUCCUGUAUUCUACAAGCAUAGAGACCUUCUCCUCCAUCCACCGUGGGCUUUCACCCUCCCUACUUUCCUUCUUCGAAUACCAAUAUCAGUGCUAGAGUCUAUUGUUUGGAUGGUCACGACAUAUUACACCGUGGGAUUUGCCCCUGAAGCUAGCAGGUUCUUCAAGCAACUAUUGCUCAUAUUUCUGAUACAACAAAUGGCUGCCGGGAUAUUUAGGCUCAUAGCUGGAGUCUGCAGGAACCAGAUUGUCUCAAACACUGGUGGAGCUCUCACUCUCCUCCUCGUGUUCCUUUUGGGUGGUUUCAUCCUUCCAAAAGGUUAUUUUCCAAAGUGGUGGGCGUGGGGUUACUGGGUUUCACCUUUGACCUAUGGAUACAAUGCGAUCACUGUAAAUGAGAUGUUUGCUCCAAGGUGGAUGAACAAAUUGGCUUCAGACAAUGUAACACCAUUAGGUGUAGCAGUGUUAAAGAACUUUGAUGUCUUCCCUGAAAAACGCUGGUUUUGGAUUGGUGCAGCGGCUCUUCUUGGGUUUGCAGUUCUCUUUAACAUUCUCUUCACACUCGCUCUAAUGUACUUAAACCCACUAGGAAAGCCACAAGCGAUAAUAUCCAAAGAGCAGGCAAGGGAGAUGGAAGAAGACCAUGAAGAAACUAAAGAAGCACCUAGACUAAGGACAACCAAGUCAAAGAGAAAAUCGUUCUCGCGAUCCUUAUCUGCUGCUGAUGGAAACAAUUCAAGAGAAAUGGCGCUUCAACGACUGAGUAGUAGAUCCAAUGCCAAUGGAUUUAGUAAAAGGGAAGAUUCAAGUCUUGAGGCAACAACUGGUGUUGCUCCAAAGAGAGGAAUGGUUCUUCCAUUCACUCCUCUUGCCAUGUCGUUCAACAGUGUAAAUUACUUUGUGGAUAUGCCCCCGGAAAUGAAGCAACAAGGAGUGACAGAGGACAAACUUCAGUUACUUCAGGAAGUAACUGGUGCAUUCAGGCCAGGAGUCCUGACUGCAUUGAUGGGAAUCAGCGGGGCUGGAAAAACGACAUUAAUGGAUGUUCUGGCAGGAAGAAAGACAGGUGGCUAUAUUGAAGGCGAUAUAAGAAUUUCUGGAUUUCCAAAGAUACAGGAAACCUUUGCUAGGAUCUCCGGAUACUGUGAACAAAAUGAUAUCCACUCGCCCCAAGUCACUGUCCGUGAAUCUUUAAUUUACUCAGCAUUCCUUCGACUCCCUAAAGAGAUUAGCAAGGAGGAAAAGAUUCUUUUUGUGGAUGAAGUGAUGGAUCUAGUUGAACUAGACAAUCUUAAGGAUGCAAUCGUGGGGCUUCCAGGAAUUACUGGUUUGUCCACAGAACAAAGAAAGAGAUUGACAAUAGCAGUUGAGCUUGUUGCCAAUCCCUCAAUCAUAUUCAUGGAUGAACCAACUUCUGGUCUUGAUGCAAGGGCAGCUGCCAUUGUCAUGAGGACGGUUAGAAACACAGUAGACACAGGGAGAACUGUUGUUUGCACAAUUCAUCAGCCUAGCAUAGAUAUCUUUGAAGCGUUUGAUGAGCUGCUUCUGUUGAAAAGAGGAGGACAAGUAAUCUACGCAGGACCAUUGGGCCGGAAUUCUCACAAAGUCGUUGAAUAUUUUGAGGCAAUUCCUGAAGUCUCAAAAAUUAAAGAAAAAUAUAAUCCAGCAACAUGGAUGCUAGAAGUGAGCUCAGUUGCAGCAGAAGUCCGGCUUGGAAUUGAUUUUGCCGAACAUUACAAGUCAUCAGCCUUGCAUGAACGAAAUAAGGCUCUGGUGAAGGAGUUGAGUACACCCCCUCCAGGGGCAAAAGACCUCUAUUUCCCAACACAGUAUUCUCAGUCCAUGUGGAGGCAGUUCACAUCUUGCCUGUGGAAGCAAUGGUGGUCUUAUUGGAGAUCUCCUGAUUAUAACCUUGUUAGAUACUUCUUCACUUUGGCUUGCGCACUCAUGGUAGGGACGAUUUUCUGGAAAGUAGGCACUAAAAGGGAUAGCAACACUGAUCUAAUUACAAUUAUUGGUGGAAUGUAUUCUGCUGUGAUGUUUGUUGGAAUUAAUAAUUGCUUCACGGUACAACCAAUCGUGUCAGUUGAAAGAACAGUGUUUUAUCGGGAAAGAGCUGCUGGAAUGUACUCUGAAUUACCAUAUGCCAUGUCACAGGUCAUUGUUGAGAUACCAUAUGUAUUUCUUCAAACCACAUAUUACACAGUUAUAGUGUAUGCCAUGGUGAGCUUUGAAUGGACAGCAGCUAAAUUCUUCUGGUUCUUCUACGUUGCCUUUUUUACCUUCCUCUACUUCACAUACUACGGGAUGAUGACUGUUUCCGUCACACCAAAUCACCAAGUAGCGGCCAUCUUUUCAUCUGCUUUCUAUGCACUCUUCAAUCUGUUCUCUGGGUUCUUCAUCCCCAAACCGAGCAUUCCCAAGUGGUGGAUAUGGUAUUACUGGAUUUGCCCGCUGGCAUGGACAGUUUAUGGAUUGAUUGUGCCACAAUAUGGUGAUAUUGAAAAAACCAUUGAAGUACCGGGAAUGUCUUAUAGACCCUCCAUUAAAUGGUAUGUGGAAAACCAUUUUGGAUAUGAUCCGAGUUUCAUGGGGCCAGUUGCUGGAGUGUUGUUGGGUUUCACAGUCUUCUUCGCAUUUAUGUAUGCCUACUGCAUUAAGAAGUUGAACUUCCAAAUCAGAUAGAGGAUAUAUAUCUUAAUUAUAGUUAAAACUGACUUGUGAAUAUGUCUUCGAAACCAUCUCAGAUUUGAAAAUGAUGGCCAAAUGUAUGAUAGUGGGUUGUAUUUAUAGAGUAAGGAUGAUAUUUCAGUUUUGCAAGUUAAAUAUACACCACUAAUCAGUGGAUUGCAUACACUGUAAUAAGGGAUCUAAUUAACCAUGGGUUAUAUCUGUAUGUUGAGUUCAUAUUUGUGACUCAAGAAUCAUAGCAGCUUGUGAC
Ilex paraguariensis (yerba mate) is the source of this 5002-nucleotide messenger RNA. NCBI's taxonomy places the organism in Eukaryota, Viridiplantae, Streptophyta, Magnoliopsida, Aquifoliales, Aquifoliaceae. The record is from the annotation of a GenBank genome assembly.